Molecule: messenger RNA, 398 nt
Organism: Galeopterus variegatus (Sunda flying lemur)
Lineage: Eukaryota; Metazoa; Chordata; Mammalia; Dermoptera; Cynocephalidae
Product: putative polypeptide N-acetylgalactosaminyltransferase-like protein 3
Exons: 2
Cellular component (GO): Golgi apparatus
Source: RefSeq, a predicted model, not a curated record
AUGACGUGCAUUUUGUCGCUUGUAGAUGAGCUGAAGGCCCCCUUGGAGGAGUACGUCCAGAAGCGCUACCCGGGGCUGGUGAAGGUGGUGCGGAAUCAGAAGAGAGAGGGCCUGAUCCGUGCUCGCAUUGAGGGCUGGAAGGUGGCCACCGGCCAGGUCACUGGCUUCUUUGAUGCCCACGUGGAAUUCACUGCUGGCUGGGCCGAGCCAGUUCUAUCCCGCAUCCAGGAAAACAGGAAGCGAGUGAUCCUGCCCUCCAUCGACAACAUCAAGCAGGACAACUUUGAGGUGCAGCGGUACGAGAACUCGGCCCACGGGUACAGCUGGGAGCUGUGGUGCAUGUACAUCAGCCCCCCGAAAGACUGGUGGGACGCCGGAGACCCCUCCCUCCCCAUCAG